AUGGUCGUCGCGGCGGCCGCGCCUCUUGCAAUCGCUCCCAAGAUCCAGUGGGCUGGACUCGCAAACGAUGUCAGUGUCUUCGGCUCUACAUACACCUCAUCCCAACAAGACUUCAAUCUAUUUUGCAUCGCGAUUGCCUGGCAACACGCGCAAACCGAACCCGGCAAGGUGUUGAACGAGACCAACAUGCACACAUUGACAAGCUCGUCGACGCAAUUACCGGGGGAUGGCGGCAAGGCCAUCAUCGACAUUCAUAAUUACGCGCGAUGGUACUGCGCAAUCACCGGCCAGCCGGGAAACUCCUUCCAGAAUCCCAACAUCACCGUGACGAAUGCCCAUUUCACAGAAUUGUGGGUGAAGCUCGCGACAAGAUACGGCUACAAUCCCAACGUCAUUUCCAGCUGA
Molecule: messenger RNA, 405 nt
Organism: Cordyceps fumosorosea ARSEF 2679
Lineage: Eukaryota; Fungi; Ascomycota; Sordariomycetes; Hypocreales; Cordycipitaceae
Product: Glycoside hydrolase, subgroup, catalytic core
Exons: 4
Coding region: 1-405 (134 amino acids)
Biological process (GO): glucan catabolic process
Molecular function (GO): hydrolase activity, hydrolyzing O-glycosyl compounds
Source: RefSeq, a predicted model, not a curated record